Molecule: messenger RNA, 1764 nt
Organism: Micropterus salmoides (largemouth bass)
Lineage: Eukaryota; Metazoa; Chordata; Actinopteri; Centrarchiformes; Centrarchidae
Product: carcinoembryonic antigen-related cell adhesion molecule 20-like
Exons: 4
Coding region: 1054-1752 (232 amino acids)
Source: RefSeq, a predicted model, not a curated record
AACCGCCGACCUUCCGAUUAACGGCCAACCUGCUCUACCUCCUGAGCCACAGCCGCCCCGUUUAGCUCUUUUCAAAACACUUUAUAACUUUGUUUUGAAAAGUGCUAAAUUUAUUGUCAUCGUGUUAACAUUGUUGUUCAGAGCAAGCCCCUGUACACUCAGCUGCUCGGGGCGCCGCACUGAGUAGCAGCCCUGUCACUCUGACAUCUCUCCAUGUGUUGUUGCAUGUGUGUGUAUUUCAGACCUGUGUGUGUAUACUAAUGACAAUAACACCAGAGUGAGAACAUUGAAUUUCCCCUUGUGUGAUGAAUAAAGAAUGUGUUCUUCUUCUUCUGCAUGUUAGUAUGCUGAUUAACAUUUAGCUCAAAGCACUGCUAUGUCUACAUACAACAGAGCUGCAUCACAGAGCUACUAGCAUGGCUUUAGAGUCUAGUUCCUAAUACCUCUCACAUUAUCAACUAAGUAAACAAACUGUGUGUAAUAGUAAAUAAGAAGCAUCAUUUCUGGUUUUCCAAACAUGCAGUUUAGAGAGCCACGAUAACAAAGGGUUGAUGAAGGUAAUAAUUAAGCAUGUCAAGCCUGUGGACGUCUUGAUGACGUUUCAUUUAUUGCAUUUAUCUUAGCUUUUAUUCCACUGUUGCACAAACACAGACAGCAGAAGGUCAGAUAACAUUAGAAGAGGACUGACCCAGUAAUACAUCAUGAACUAUACGUUUCUCAGGUCAACCAUACUUAUGUUCCUCUCCUCAGGUAAGAUAUGUAUUAAAAGUUCUUUAUCAAUAGAACUACAGGUUGUGAAAUGUUGACUAUGUUCAUAUUUCAGUAGGUCUGUGCUAUGGAGCUGGUGUACUCACUGUUGACUCCCUCCGUGGAGCAGCAGGGGAGAGCGUGGCCUUUAAAACAUCUGUAAAACCAACAGCUGAACCGUUUCUGGCAUUAACUUGGAGCUUCAAUGGGACCACCAAUGUAAUAACCUCAACCAGUGUAGAUGUAGUCGGACAAGGCUAUGAGAGCAGGAUCGUCCUAGAAAAGUCUACUGGAUCUCUGGUGCUUAUGAACCUGACUGAAAAAGACAGCGGCGAAUAUGAACUAAUCAUCAUCCCAUAUGGAGCGGAGCAGAUUCAAGGAACUGUCAAACUGGAGGUGCUGACCAAAGUGUCAAGACCCACUAUGGCCUGCCCCACAGAAAACGUAAUAGAAGGUAAAACCUCUGUGAACCUAACCUGCGAUGCUGACGGCUUGGUGUCCAACAGAGUGUGGAUGAAAGACGGCCGACCUUUGGUUUCUGGAGAGAGAUUCAGCUUUUACGACAGCAACAGAGUGUUGUCUAUCAGCCCUGUCGACAGGAGAGACACUGGAGAGAUUCUUUGUAAUGUCAGCAAUGAUUUCAGUUUUGAUACAGCUAACUGCAGACUGAAAGUCUAUUAUGGACCUGACAAACCAACAAUCAUUCAGAGGCCAAUAGGAGCAGAACUUGAAGAGAGUGUCACUCUUAGCUGCUCUGCUGACUCCCUACCAAAGGCAACUUUCUUCUGGACGUUCAAACACAUGAAGAUGUACGGGCCCCUGCACUACAUCCAUGAGAUGGAAGAGAUGCACCUGGGGAGCUACACCUGUACCGCCCAAAAUGCUGUCACUGGUUUAGAAACCUCUGCGCUCCACACACUGCGUGAUUCAUCUACUCCCAUCAUUGGUUCUAUGUCUAUGAUGGUUUGCACCGUCCUGACGUUGAUGGAGCUAAUUUUAGUCUAAAGACUAAGAAUA